Mizuhopecten yessoensis (Yesso scallop) is the source of this 1582-nucleotide messenger RNA. RefSeq lists its product as uncharacterized. NCBI's taxonomy places the organism in Eukaryota, Metazoa, Mollusca, Bivalvia, Pectinida, Pectinidae. The record is from RefSeq and is a predicted model, not a curated record. The transcript is spliced from 2 exons. Gene Ontology annotation, biological process: protein phosphorylation. The coding region runs from base 89 to 982 and encodes 297 amino acids. Gene Ontology annotation, molecular function: ATP binding; protein serine/threonine kinase activity.
UUCAUGUUUCUCGUGUAAGAGCCCAUUCCUUCUCUGCUUACUGUGCUGUGAUACAACGAGCGAACCGUACAAAUAUUUAAGAGGUAUAAUGGGGAGUCAAAUAGGAGCUUUGUUUCAAAAUGAAACACUGAAUUCGGAAUCCGGGCCGUGUGCAUUCUUUGACUUCCGGCUAUCCACUUCUGGUCAGAGACUAGUAGUUUAUAAGGGUGCCACAACAGAUUAUCUGGCGGGAGAUCACGUGGUUAAAGUUUUCAAGCAGAAAACAGAAAAUGACCCAGACUCUUCAUAUCAGCGCAGUUUGUGUUACAUUGCAAGCAAAGAAACGGUCGAGAAAUACUUACAGAAAUAUAGAAGAAAGACAAUAACCUUCCUAGAACUUCGUUCUGCAGAAAUGGACCAGAUAUCGGUGUUUACCCGACACAUCCGUUCUAGCGACAAACGUCAUAAACGCCGUCUGCGCGAAGAUGAUGUGGUAGUAUUUGAACAAGAUCUCGGGAAAAACUUCGAAACUUUCAUCGAACGUGACGGGACGGUGAACGCAACCUGUUGUGGUGAACUGCAGGAGUUCGUCCAUUUCGUUUACAACGAGUCGAAAGGGCAAGAAAUUGUGACGGGACUGAAGGGAGGGACAUUUAAUCAAGGUAAAAAGUUCAAACUUACAUCACCUUCCAUGCAUUCUGUUGGAAAGAAAUAUGGACCAGACGAUUGCGGGGAAAAGGCUAUCCUAAACUUUUUCACUUCACACGUAUGUACAGACGUCUGUUCGCAAUGGCCAAAACCGUCAGUUCAGCACCCAUUUCCUUGUUCAGAAACAUUAAAUAAAACUCACAAUAUAACAACGGUUACCAGAGAAACCGAGAUAUUAAGAGAUGACAUGCCGCCUUUGUAUGAUUCACAAUGGCGUCUUGAUUUCGAGAAAUCGGUGCCGAUUUCCUCAUAUUUACAACCAUCAGCACCCCCACCUUAUGACUUAAUUAUCUGAAUGAAACGGCAUCGUCGCUUUCAGCCUUUUCAACAAAUCAGCACUGUCCGUGAUGGUCCCUUGAUAUAGCCACUGCUUUGCUCAACAGGGUAAACCUCUCAUGAUCGAGCUGAGAAAUGCAUGAUACGCUCCGAAUGUCGGGUACGUGCAUUAAGAACAAUGAAGGACAACAGUGGGACAGUCUAGAUCUAGGGGAGUACGGAACAUGUUACAGUGUUCACAGAUAAGAGUUAUUAUGGUGUUAUAACAUGUUAGCGUUGCUUGGCUUUCUGUAACUAUCUGCACUGCUAUCCUUUUAAAUAGAUUAUUCCCUGUGAAGUGUUAUCAUAUAAAAGACACUGGAAAUUCUCCUCGACGUCAGGUGUGUAAACCUGUAUUCAUGUGUUAUAUAUAUUGUAUAAUUACACGCACGGUGUCGCUAUGAUUACGGGUGUCAUCAAGUCUAGUUUAAGAUUUAUAAGACUUUACAUCUAUAUAUAGUCUUACGAAGUGUCUUUCGUUUUACCUAUAUAAAUAACACGGUUGGAGAUUAAGCCUAAAGGUUAAACCUGUCCUAUAUAUAUAUCAUAGCUGUUUAUCCUGCAGUACGGAAAUAAAAUU